GGAUAAGGAGAGUGAUGUAGCAGAUAAGGCAAAUAAGUUAUAUGAAAGAUUGAAGAUGACUAAGAAGGGUCAGAAGGAUGAGAAGGGUAAGGAGGAUGAGAAGGAUAUGAGGCCUGUGGAGAUGAAUAAGAAGGAUGAGCAGGAUGAGAAGGGUGACAAGGGUGACGAGGGUAAGAAGGAUGAGAAGGAUAUGAGGCCUGUGAAGAUUCUUUUGAUUCUAGAUAAUAUCUGGGAAGAUCUUGAUUUAGAUGCUGUGGGAAUUCCUUCCAAAGAUGAUCGUGGUGGAUGUAAACUACUGCUCACAACAAGAAAACUUGAGGUGUUAAAUAGCAUGAAUUCUUCCAAGAAUUUCAAGAUGGGUACUUUAAAAGAAGAAGAAGCUUGGAGCCUAUUCCAGAAGAUGGCAGGUAAUGUUUUUCAAGCACCUGGAUUGAAUUCUUUACCAAAGGAUGUAUGCGAACAAUGUAGAGGUUUGCCUAUUGUCAUUUGUACUAUAGCAAAGGCAUUAAGGACCAAAAGUCAAAAAUCGCAAUGGGAAGAUGCUUUGCAAACACUAAGAAAGUCUUCCCCAUCAAAGUUCCCAACACUUUUAGAAAAGGAAUAUUCAAACAUUAAGUUGAGUUACGAUUAUUUAGAAAAUAAUGAGCUCAAGAAAACUUUAAUAAUUCUUAGUCUAAUGGAAAACUAUACUUCCAUUUUAGACUUGCUCAAGAAUAUCAUUGGCUUGGGUAUACUUACAGGAGCUAAUCUUACAAUAGAAGAAGCACGGAAUAGACUAGAUUCAGUGGUCAAGGAACUCAAAGACUGUUGCUUGUUACUUGAUGGUGGAAUCGAAGGAAGAUUUUCUAUGCAUGACGUUGUUCGCGUUGUUGCUUUAACAUGUGCAUAUACAGAUCACCAUGUAUUUACAGAGAGAAAUGACAUUGAAAAUGAAUGGAAGGAUAAAGAUAAACUUAGAGAAUGCACAAUGAUCUCUUUAGUUGGUGAUAAUAUUGUUACUAAACUUUGGCCUGAGGCAUUAGAUUGUCCAAAACUUGAAUUUCUUACGGGUUCUUCUUUCGAAAUCCCUAAGGAGUUUUUCACAGUGAUGCCCAAGCUAAAAGUUUUAAAUUUAUGUGGAAUACAACAAUCGUUGUCGUCGUCACUUGAUCUUCUAACAAACCUUCAAACAUUGUGUUUAGAUGAUAGCGAAAUUGAAGAUAUUGCUAUUAUCGGAAAGCUUAAGAAGCUAAAAGUCCUUAGCUUGCAAAAUACUAAUAUUGAGGAGUUGUCUACAGAAAUGGGUCAAUUGACUGGGUUAAAGAUUUUAGAUUUGAGCAAUUGUUGGCAAUUAAAAGUUAUUGCGCCAAAUGUGAUAUCAAAACUAUCCCAACUAGAAGAAUUGUAUAUAAAGGGAUGUAGUAUUCAAUGGAAGGGUGGAGUACUUGAGGAGUUGAAGCACUUAUCUCAAUUGACCAAUUUAGAAAUAUAUAUUAAAGAUAAGAAGAUGAUUCCUAAAGACUUCUAUUCUAGAGAGCUUAAAAGGUGCAAUAUAUCAAUAGAAGAUGAAUUGUUCGAUGAUUAUGAUUGGUAUCAAUUUUCAAGAAUCUUUAAUUUUCAAUAUGAUUUUACCGUCUCUUUAGAAGAAUUACGAAUUCUCAAGAAUGUUGAACUCUUACGGUUGGUCGGAUCCCUUCGUGAUGAUAACAGUCUCAAGCCACUUUUUAACAAAAAGGUUAAUUUCACCAAUUUGAUGGCCUUGGAAUUGAACAAUGUUAGUUGUGGAAAGAUUUGGGAUAGCAAAUUUCCUAUGUCCUCCUCCUAUGAGAAUUUGACACGCUUUAUCUUGGAGAGUUGUGGAAAAAUAAAAUAUGUGUUUCCAUCUUCCAUUGCCAAAAGCCUCCAAACUCUACAAAGCCUUGAGAUAAGAGAUUGUGAGGUUUUAGAAGAGAUUGUCGCACAAGAAGGAGGAGCAAAAGCUGCUGUAAAUUUUCCCUUUCCGCAAGUUACCUAUUUGAAGCUUGAGAAUUUACCAAAACUUAUAGCUUUCUAUCCCGGAAUACAUACUUGUGAAUGGCCGAUGUUAAGAGAGUUGGUAAUCAACGAAUGUGGAAAAUUCACUUCAAAAUGUCUAAGCUUCCAAGAAAAUUCAUUUCAUUUCUCAGAGCGAAAGUCCCUCUGCUUGGAGCGUAAGAUCAAUCACGAUUUGGAGGCACUUGAAUUAAGGAAUGGUGGGGAAGGGAUUGUAUGGCAAAGUCAAUCUAAAGCUCUUAUGAUCGAAGGUGAUGAGUUAGCAAAUACUCCACUCCGAUUCCUUCAAAGAUUUGAAAACAUGAAAGAGCUCAAACUAUCUAGAUGUGGUCAAUACAAAGAGCUAUUCUUUCAAAAUCUUCCAAAUCUUGAAGUUCUAGAUGUACAGGAUUGUAGCAAAUUGAUGAAUCUAGUGUCAUCCUCCUUAGCUUCUUUCCAGAAUUUUAAAGUUUUGAAAGUCGACAAUUGCCAUGAGUUGAUGGAGUUAAUAACACCUUCAACAACUAGAAGCUUUAUCUUGAAGAGAUGUGGAAAAAUAAAAUAUGUGUUUCCAUCUUCCAUUGCCAAAAGCCUCCAGGCUCUACAACACCUUGAGAUACAGGAUUGUGAGGUUUUAGAGGAGAUUGUUGUGGAAGAAGAAGGAGCAAAAGCUGCUGUAAAUUUUCCCUUCCCGCAAGUUACCUAUUUGAAGCUUGAGAAUUUACCAAAACUUAUAGCUUUCUAUCCUGGAAUACAUACUUGUGAAUGGCCGAUGUUAAGAGAGUUGGUGAUCAACGAAUGUGGAAAAUUCACUUCAAAAUGUCUAAGCUUUCAAGAAAAUUCAUUUCAUUUCUCAGAGCGAAAGUCCCUCUGCUUGGAGCAUAAGAUCAAUCUUGAUUUGGAGGUGCUUGAAUUAAGGAAUGGUGGGAAAGAGAUUACAUGGAAGAGUAAAGCUCUUAUGAUCAAAGGUGUUGAGUUAGCAAAUAUUCCACUCCGAUUCCUUCAAAGAUCUGAAAAUCUGAAAGAGCUCAAACUAAAAGACAAUAUGUAUAAUGAGCUAUUCUUUCCAACUCUUCUAAAUCUUGAAGUUCUAGAUAUAAGUUGCUGUCAUAGAUUGAUGCAGUUAAUAACACCUUUAAUGGCUAAAAGCUUAGUGCAGUUGAGAGAAAUGAGUGUAAAGAAUUGUGGAAUGCUGAUUGAAAUAGUAGAAAAUAAGGGAGAUGCAACAACGAGUACUGAAAUUGUUUUUAACAAUUUGAAGACGUUGUCACUUGAUAACUUAGAAAGUCUCACAUGCUUUUGCUCUGGAAAUUAUUCUUUCAAUUUCCCAUUUUUGGAAGAGUUAAAUAUAAGAAAAUGCCCUAGUAUGAAGACUUUCUCUCGAGGAAUCUUAAGUACACCAAAGUUAUACGAAGUCAGAAAGGACAACGAGCUUAAUACACCCAUACAACAAGCACACGAAGAAAAGGUGUCUUUUGCUCUCGUAGUACAUAACCUACCUAAAACCGUUGUGCAAACCCUAAAUCAAGGAUCUUAUGUCAUGAGCAUGGACUUCCAUCCACAGCAGCAAACUAUUCUUCUAGUGGGGACAAAUAUUGGUGACAUUAGCCUUUGGGAGGUGGGAUCCCGAGAAAGGCUGGCACAUAGAACUUUCAAGGUUUGGGAUAUAUCAGCUACUUCAAUGCCAUUGCAGGAGGCUUUGUUGAAUGAUGCUACAAUACGGGUGAAUCGGUGUGUUUGGAGGCCAGAUGGACUUAUGCUUGGUGUUGCAUUUUCCAAACAUAUAGUUCAGAUAUAUACUUACAAUGCAACUGGAGAACUAAGACAACACUUAGAGAUCGAUGCCCAUGUUGGUGGAGUUAAUGACAUUGCGUUUGCUCAUCCCAACAAGCAACUGUGUAUAGUUACAUGUGGAGAUGAUAAGACUAUUAAGGUAUGGGAUGCUGUAGCUGGACGCAGGCAGUAUACAUUUGAAGGCCAUGAAGCUCCUGUGUAUUCAGUCUGCCCUUACCACAAAGAAAAUAUUCAGUUUAUUUUCUCUACCGCCAUUGAUGGAACGAUAAAAUAUUGGCUAUAUGAUUGCUUGCGAUCUAGAGUGGACUAUGACGCUCCUGGACGCUAUUGCACCAUGAUGGCAUAUAGUGCGGACGGAACCAGGCUCUUCUCAUGCGGAACAAGUGAAGAAAGCUAUUCUUAUUUAGUUGAGUGGAAUGAGAGUGAAGGAGCUAUCAAAAGGACAUAUCAUGGUUUAAGAGAGAGCUCUUUAGGCGUUGUCCAGUUUGAUACAACACGGAAUCGGUUCUUGGCUGCUGGGGAUGAAUUUCAAAUUAAGUUCUGGGAUAUGGACAAUAAAAAUAUGUUGACGGCUGUUGAUGCUGAUGGUGGAUUGCCGGGUUGUCCUAGACUGAGAUUCAAUAAGGAAGGAUCUCUGCUCGCAGUUACAACGAGUGACAAUGGUAUCAAAAUUUUAGCCAACAGUGAUGGUUUUGUAUCUAUCAACAGUCUUGUAAGUUUAGCAUUUCUUAUACAAUGAAGUUGUUGGUGCUUACCUUGGUCCACAAACUCAUACCGAGUGCCGCUGCAGGGUCCUAUGGACAGCAGCAGACUUGUUGAUGUCAAACCAUGUAUUGCCGACGAUAGAGACAAGGUUAAGAGCUGGAACAUUCGUGAUGUUUCAGAUCCAUCACAGAUGAAAGCUCUGCGCUUACCUGAUUCUAUAGCACCAAGCAAGGUUGUUCGGUUGAUCUACACCAACUCUGGUCAAGCUCUAUUGGCCCUUACCGCCAGCGCUGUACACAAGCUGUGGAAAUGGCAUCGUAGUGAAAGGGAUCUCUUGGGGAAGGCUACGGCAUACGUAGUGCCCCAGUUGUGGCAACCUCCCAGUGAAACACUUAUGACAAAUGACAUAAAUGAUGUAAAAACAGCCGAAGAAUCUGCUGCAUGCAUUGCUUUAUCCAAAAAUGAUUCUUACAUUAUGUCUGCCUCUGGUGGAAAGGUUUCCUUGUUCAACAGGAGGACAUUCAAGGUCAUGGCAAAGUUUAUGCCCCCACCUCCAGCAGCUACAUAUUUGGCAUUCUAUCCUCAAGAUAAUAAUAUUAUUGCCAUUGGAAUGGAGGAUUCUACCAUUCAGAUAUACAAUGUCAGAGUUGAUGAGGUCAAAACCAAACUUAAGGGUCACCAAAAUCAAAUCACAGGGCUUGCAUUUUCCCAAACUUUAAAUGCACUGGUGUCUUCAGGGGCUGAUGCUCAGCUAUGUAUGUGGAGUACCUAUAUAUGGGUGAAGCUGAAAUCAAGGUUCAUACAAGCACCAGCUGGCCGUCAAUCACCUUUGGUCGGAGAAACUAAAGUCCAGUUUCAUAAUGAUCAAAAACAUCUGUUGGUGGUUCAUGAUAGCCAAAUUUCCAUUUAUGACAGCAAGCUAGAAUGUUCACGUUCAUGGUCUCCAAAAGAUACACUCCCUGCUCCCAUUUCAAGUGCCAUAUAUUCAUGUGAUGGUUUACUGGUGUAUGCCGGUUUUUGUGACGGUGCUGUGGGUGUUUUUGAUGCGGAUAAUUUAAGGCUCAGAUGUAGAAUAGCAGCAUCUGCUUACAUACCUUCCUUCUCUGUCAACAGCAAUGCUACCACCUAUCCUUUUGUCAUAGCAGCUCAUCCAUCCGAGCCUAAUCAGAUCGCUCUUGGCAUGAGUGACGGAGCAGUGCAUGUAGUCGAGCCUUCUGAUGCAGAGCUGAAGUGGGGUGACACAUUGACCUUUUUUGAACAUCAGCCUUUUCGCUUGUUUGGCUCUGAUCACUUCCUCUAAAUCAUGGCCUGCUAUAUCUGUUGUAAACCGUUUUUCUCGUCGGCUGUUUUGCUACGUGAUAUUCUAGAGAGGAACAUUUUAUCAGAAACUGAGAACACACCCUGCCACAAGCUGAUUUGAUGACAUUUAGAAGGUUUUCCUAUAUGAUGAUGUAUACAUUAAUGGUUUUUGGAAUGAAAAUUGUCAUUGUUGUCAUGUCUGUCUGUUUAUAUAGUAAAAAACCAGCCUUUUGUUUUAUUUAUUUUGGGCUGUUCCACUAUAAAGAUGUUUAAUUUAUACUUGCACUUCUCCCCUUCCCAAUAGGCUUUAUGUUUUUGUACAGUAAAAAUUCUAUUCAAGUUUUUCAUAUUUGUUA
This is a messenger RNA of Pistacia vera, 6143 nucleotides long. RefSeq lists its product as uncharacterized. The record is from RefSeq and is a predicted model, not a curated record. Gene Ontology annotation, molecular function: ADP binding; protein binding. NCBI's taxonomy places the organism in Eukaryota, Viridiplantae, Streptophyta, Magnoliopsida, Sapindales, Anacardiaceae. The transcript is spliced from 21 exons. Gene Ontology annotation, biological process: regulation of DNA-templated transcription.